Molecule: messenger RNA, 2181 nt
Organism: Metarhizium robertsii ARSEF 23
Lineage: Eukaryota; Fungi; Ascomycota; Sordariomycetes; Hypocreales; Clavicipitaceae
Exons: 2
Coding region: 1-2181 (726 amino acids)
Source: RefSeq, a predicted model, not a curated record
AUGUUCAGAAUGCGCAGCCCAGAAAUAUAUCCCUACGCGCCGCUCGACCUGUCGCGGCAAACAUUUCGUCUCAUCCGGCUCCUCCCCCCAAAACCACCAGUAAUACCAGGCUGCUACGGCACGCUGCGGAUCGAAAUAAUCGAAGCCGAGAUUGACGCCGCCUCCAGGCCGUCGCGUGCGUACGACGCCCUCACAUACGUCUGGGGCGUCGCGGCCCACGAGAAGCCGAACCGCGCCAUCAUCGUAGAAGACCGCGGCGCAUCGUACCGCCUCUGGAUCCAUCGCCCGCUGGAGCUCGCCCUCCUGCACCUCGUCCAGGACAGAGCCACGCACCUCCCGCUCUUCGUGGACCAGAUAUGCAUCAACCAGGACGCCAACGGCGGCGGGUACAACGAAAAGGCGCACCAGAUAUGCCACUCAGGCCUACUAAGCGGGCUCAUGGGCCCCCGGGCGCCGAGCUUCAUGCGCGUCUUCGACGCCGUCAUGGACCCCUCGGUCUCGGUGGCCGGGCAGGCGCGCGAGGACCGCGACGCGCUGCUCGCGCUCGUCCAGCGCCGCGGCGACCAGUACCCUGUCGCCGGGUUCGCCGACGUCCUGGACCGCCCUUGGUUCGGCCGCCUGUGGACGAUCCAGGAGGCCUGCCUGGCGCCGGGGGUGACGGUCGUGUGCGGCCGCCAGGCCCUGUGCCUCGAGUGCUUCCGCGCGGGCGCGCUGUUCUUCAGCGUCUGCAACACGCACUGGGUGCGGCAGCCGGGGCCCAGGACCAGGACGGAGCUGCGCCGGCGCGACGCCAUCUUCCAAAAGACGCCGCGGCUGCAGCGGGUCGUGCAGGAGCGCAAGGCCAUCCACGCGACGGGCGUGCGGCAGAGCUUCUACGACGUCGUGCUCAGGUACAAUGUCAACGGGGGCCGGGCCAAGAUUGGCGCCACGCUCCCGGAGGACAGGAUAUUCGGGCUGCUGGGCCUCGCGGCCGACGACGACCCCCUGCGCCGGCGGGUGCGUGUCCGGUACGACGCCGUCGAUCCGGAGGCCGGGGUUGCGCGCAUCUAUACGGAGGUGGCGGCACUCUUGCUGGGGCACAGCGUGGAUGCGCUGCUGUACGUCCAGGCGGGCAGGAAGACGGGGGGGCUGCCGUCGUGGGUUCCGGACUGGACAAUGGAGCUCAGACUGCCGGUGGGCUAUGCGUCGUUGAAAGAGGCCCUGUUCUGUGCCGGAGGACCCGAGGACCAGGGGCGAUUCUGCGUCGACCUUGAGGCUGGGCGGCUGACGAUCCGGGGAUGCAUGGUGGGCGAGGUGGUGGCUGUUGGGGGGCGUACGUAUCGCGACCGGGUGGAUGGCAUGAUGCAGAGAGACGUCGACUACCGCUGGGCAAAGAAGUUCUUUGACGAGGCUGCGCAAUUUACACGGGAUGCGGGCGCGAUGCGCGACGAUGACGAGACCUCGUUGGCCCUGCGGUCCCGGCGGGUUUGCGACUCGGGCUUGAGUCAUGGGCAAUUUGUGCGUCGGCUGGGCGUGGACGACGGCGUCAGGAGGCUCGGUGUCGUCCAUGGCUAUUACUACAGAAUAGGGCGGCGUCUGCUCGAGUCGGACGAGACCGUCGCAAGUUACCACAUCUCGCGCAUCUAUCGGACCGUUGGCAUCACGCCGUGGUACUUUAUCCCGCCGCCCGAGAUGGACACACUGCGCAUGUGCGCGCGAGAUCCGUCUUUGGCGUGCAGAGUGUUGUGCAGUGCUCUGGGCGACUUUGUCGAGGACAUGGUCGGAAUGUGCGUCGCGUCGGCUCGCAUAUCCGUGGUACCCUACUAUCUUCGACUUCGUCGACGGUACGCCAAGGUCACAUUACAUGUUGGCGAUGAGGCUAUGAGACAGCAUGGCUUCGACCCUGACAAGGGCACGAGAGAAGACAUGGCUGCGUUUUCGGACAAUAUUCUCAAGAAUGUCGGGCGCAGGCUGUAUCGCACGGCGACAGGGUACGUGGGCAUAGGGCCGCCGGAGAUGAGGGCAGGAGACGCAGUGACGGUGUUUCACGGCGGCACCACGCCUCAUCUACUGAGGAGGGUGGCACGUCCAGAAUCAGGAAAUGGCGAGUUGUGGCAGUACGUUGGGGAAGCGUAUUGUGACGGCAUGAUGCAUGGCGAGGCGUUGGAGGCAACAUCUGAGCGCAGCUUUACUCUGUGCUAA